Molecule: messenger RNA, 1233 nt
Organism: Pyricularia pennisetigena
Lineage: Eukaryota; Fungi; Ascomycota; Sordariomycetes; Magnaporthales; Pyriculariaceae
Exons: 1
Source: RefSeq, a predicted model, not a curated record
AGCGUGCCUCCUCAGGGAACUGCCUCGACCAGCGUGCCUCCUCAGGGAACUGCCUCGACCAGCGUGCCUCCUCAGGGAACUGCCUCGACCAGCGUGCCUCCUCAGGGAACUGCUUCCACCAGCCAGCCCCCCAAGGACACUGCCUCGACUAGCCAGCCUCCUGCUGCUACCACGUCGAUCACCUCGACCCUGACCACCAUCAUCCCCAGCACCUCGACUGUCUUCACCACCCAGGUCUCGACCAUCAUCUCGUGCGCUGAGGGUGUCAAGGACUGCCCGGGCAAGUCCACCACCGCCGUUGUCACCGUCUCGGUCCCUGUUUCGACCACCGUCACCCAGAUCACCGAGACCAAGACGACCGUCCUGCCCCCGGCCACCACCCCGAACGGUCCUGGCGUGCCUGCCACUACUCCCGGUGCCCCCGCCACUACCCCUGGCGCCCCUGGCACCACCGUCAACGUCCCUGGCACUACUGUUAACGUUCCCGGCACUACUGUCACCGCUCCCGGCCCGGUUGUCACCCUGCCCUGCCCUGAGGUUGUUCCCAAGUGCUUGAACACCUGGAUCUUCCAGCUUGGCUGCAAGGACAACACCGACAGCAACUGCUACUGCCCCGACACCGCCUUUGUUGAGAACGUCUUCCAGUGCUUCUACGCUCACGGCGAGUCCGACAAGGUCAUCUCCGAGGCUGUCGUCUACUUCCAGGGUAUCUGCGCUCCCCACAUUCCUGAGAACCCGGCUAUCGUCACCGGCCCCACCAUCACCUCGUACAUCACCGUGACGGCCCCGCCCACCCCGAUCGCCACCAACCCGGCCGCCAUCACCACCAUCAGCGUCAGCCAGACCACCGUGGUCCCCGUCACCGACGAUGCCGGCCAGCCUAUCCCUAGCUCCAGCACCACCGUGACCAUCAGCACCACCGUCGUCGUGCCCAAGCUCGGCUUCACCACUGCUCCUCCGGCUCCCGGCGCCACUGGCCCUGCUGGCGGUUCCGACAACGGCGGUGACAUUGGCCUGGUCCCUGUCACCGGCGCCAUUCCCGUCGUCACCGGUUCUGCUCCCGGCAGCGGUGCCACCCGCACCCCCACUGGUGGCAACGUCUCCGGUGCCCCCGCCGGCACUGGCGUUCCUCCCCGCCCCUCCACCACCGGCACCGUCCCCGUCAAGGCCGCUGGUGAGCGUGUCUACGCCAGCCUGGCCCUCGCCGUCAUGGCUGUCGUUGCUGCUCUGUAA